Molecule: messenger RNA, 219 nt
Organism: Soboliphyme baturini
Lineage: Eukaryota; Metazoa; Nematoda; Enoplea; Dioctophymatida; Soboliphymatidae
Source: the annotation of a GenBank genome assembly
AUGGGGGCAUUGCAAACAAUGCUGGAAAAGGUAUGUCGAAUGGGUACCGCUCAUAGCCCUCACGCCGAGUAUGUGGCGAACAUGAAGAUCCACAACGAGGCAGCAUUGCGGACUGCCAUGCAAGAAAUCGAGUCUUCGAAACUUGCUAUCGACGAUGAGUUUCGGAACAGAGUGCAGGAAAUAUCUGCUGGCCUGAAUGCCCUCAGCAGAUGCGGCUGA